CAGACACAAGAACUUUGGAGCUCAGAAAUGGGGAAAUGCUCUUGCUUAGUUUCAAUGCUCGUAUCCCCCGAAUCGAACAAGGGCUUCGGACGGCUAUAGCUAUGCACAAAGUAGCUACCAGACCCAGUGUGUCACUUCUGCGGCGGCCGUGUAGCAUAAGCUGCCGCCCAUUGCGGCCAGAAGUGGUGCGAAAGUGACAAAAUCCAGGGUGUGCUGAUGUGUCGACAUUAGAGCGCUCACGCAAUUUCCCACACAGCACUCCACAGCCGUACCGGUAACUGUCUAUCAUCAUAUCGCCUGUUUAGGGUGAUGAAUUACAGACUACGAGUCGCAUGCAAGCAGUGACCGGACCUUCGGGAAACUGCGAGUGGUGGUAUUUAGAGCGAUAUGAAGUGAUGUAAAUCAGACGACCGAGUUCUUAGCGACACGAUAGAACUGAGUUUCUUCUCUGGCAUCUGAUGAGAAACAAUGCCAAAACGAAGUUUUUCCCUUGACAGUGGACUGUGUGUUUCCGCAGAGCUGAUAGCGAAUAGUAGCGUACACACUGGAGGAGUGCAGGAAUGUUUCUUGGCCGUCCUGGGGACGUGCUGCUCAAUGCUGGAUCAUGGCGAGAGUGGAGUGGGCAAGUCUAGUCUCUGUAGCAGAUUCAUUCAUCCAGGCGUGGAUACCUGGCAAGAACUGGGUCACGAUCACUCGCACUGGCUGAGCCAGAUUGACUUCUCCGAGGCGGAAAUCAACGGAGACCAUUUCGUCUACUUUGGAGCUGCAAAGCGACAAUGUCGUCAUGUGGAGAAGGGUUCCAGAUCUGAGCGUGCUGCUGCUGCAGUACAACUGAAGGUUCAUGUUACGGAGCACACAGUGUUUGUUGACGACAGUCGUGGUCGGCCUUUCCCAGGUGCUGGCGACUAUACCAGCAGAUCAACUAGCAGUGUUGUGCAGUCGCAGACUUCUGGUAAGGCAUCAUACAGCUGCAGAUCGCGCCUGGGCAUUUCAGCAGGUCAAGGAUGUGAGCGGGUCAUGUGUGAACACCCAAAGUUCCCGGACAAGUACUCCAAGCGGGCUGCUGGCGUUGAUGGGUAUCUCUUCGUUCUGGAUCCAAGCAAGUCAGCUGGCCUGCGCCAGAAGCAAUGGCAGGUGUUUGCAGAAUGCUGGGAAAACCUUCCAGCCAGGAAGCGAGACAAGUGCGCCAUUGCUUUGAGCAAAUGUGAUGCUGUCGUACAGAAGCUAGCACUGUACAAGGCUUUCAACAUAGUCAGCUUCUUUCAACAAGAGAAACCAACUCCUAGGAAGGGCAAAAAGAUAGUGAAAUUUCACGAUUGCCCCGGGAAGCUAGCAAUCCGGUGUGGAAAGUGCAUCGUUCCAGUAUUCCUGACGUCGGCAACGCAGAAUUGCGGCGUGGACGUGCCUUUCCUCUACUUGGCCAAAGCUUGUCUUCAGCUGCCAGGUCUUAGGCUAUCACCAGUUACUUGGCCAGACCUGAUCAGAGACAAACAGCAGCUGGAUCAGAAUUCUCUGCUAUCGGCCAAUAGCUAUCUGAAGAAGAGUGUCACCACACACACCGCACAGUGGGACCAGCUCAAGCUGGAGGUAUUCGAUGACCCCAGGAUGGCGUCGUGUCGUCGCCGCCACGGACUGGAUGUGUGUCGGUCGUUGUUCCGAUCCCACCUUGUACAUCUGACCAUCCCCGCCGCCGAGCGCCGCCUCAAGCAGGACAUUGCCAACAAAGUUGUGCACGGCAUCGUCCAAUUUGACCCGACGAGGAAGAGUAAGCAAAUGAGGAGCUACCUAACAGAGCUAGCUCAAUCUCACCCAGACCUGAGGCUGAGCACCGUUGAGAAGAAGAGGCACGAUAUCUGUGCCCCGUGUCGGACAGCGGUCAAUGAACACACACCUACUAGCACCCCGGUCAUGGACUCCACAGUACAUUCAGAUACACCAUCGCCCAAUAUUGACCUCGCACAGUCAAGCAAUGUCCUUUCAACUGAGCGGGACUCAGACUGGUCAUCAACAUGGCCAGCUACAGCACCUACGCCAUCGAAUGAGCAAGCGGCUGACAUGCACCACAACUCUGGCUCACUCAUGAACUCCAAAGCUGUCAGCGAAGGCUGUCCGGAGAGCACCGACGCAGUUGAAAGCAGAGCUCCUGUGGCAAUGGCACCUGCAGUGGCUACACACGUACAUCACCCACCAGGGUAUGAGCACAUCAGCGCUGCAGGACAGUGCAAAUAUGGUCAGUCGCGUGACAGUGAAAAUGACGGUGAAGAUGAGUACGGCUACCUAUCUGAUGAGCUGCUGGAGCAGAUAUGCAUACCGCUGUCUGCAGCAUACCCUGCAACUUUCCAGCACAUGUCGGACUUAACAACAUGCAGCAAAGAUAGAUGCCAGGCUUGGGAACACCAGCACAAGGCAGUCGUUUCAAGCGAGUCAUCAGGCGAGUCAUCAUCUGGGGGAAGCAUCAGCAGUGACGAUGGAAGUACCACCAGCGAGGCUGACAAAAGCAGUGGUGAAAGCAACCAUACCACAUCAGUUGGGCCAACGAAAGUCAAUGCGCUGAGUGGGCAGUGGAAAACCAAAUCCGACACGUCACUGCAACCAGCCAGGGUAGCUCAAUAUGCAAAGUCAAAGCCUAAAUUAUAUCAGCGCUUGAGGAUAUUCUCCAAGUCUAAACAAUACAUCCAGCUUGACCCACUGCCAGAGAAUCAUGAGUUGCCUCCAGCAAUGCACAUCUAGAUGGACGAGCGUGCAGGCCAUAAAACACCGUAGCCUAGCGGCAUGACAAUGUCGAGGAAUGCUCGAUCGGAAUCAUCUGCAGACUCCAACUACAAUACGGCACAAAAGAAGAUCAUGUAUGUGCUACACAUAUGCGAGAGCUUCGGCAAACGUCCAAGUUGGAUACAAUU
Sycon ciliatum is the source of this 2900-nucleotide messenger RNA. RefSeq lists its product as uncharacterized. Gene Ontology annotation, cellular component: cytosol. Gene Ontology annotation, biological process: Rho protein signal transduction; regulation of cell size. The record is from RefSeq and is a predicted model, not a curated record. The transcript is spliced from 3 exons. Bases 469 to 2730 code for a protein of 753 amino acids. Gene Ontology annotation, molecular function: GTPase activator activity. Lineage: Eukaryota; Metazoa; Porifera; Calcarea; Leucosolenida; Sycettidae.